AUGAAGAGCAUUCUCGACCAGCUGUUGGAAGAAGCUCAAGCAGGUUUUGAUGUGCAAGACAACGAAGAGCUGGAAGCUGCCCUUGCUGCAACUCUGCCGGCACAUUACCAGAGGAGUGUCCUUCAUAGACCGCAUGAUGCCAUGACCUUAGCAUCCAUCUUCUCUUGUGUAGCUAUGAUCAAUAACCCGGUUGGAUUGGCGAAAUAUGCUGCACAGGAGAAAGGAAUCGCUGGGAUCGAGCUGGGACAGAACUGGAAUGACAGAACUUGUGUUGACACCACAUGGUACGUUGACAGUGAUGGAGAUGUGUUUGAAGGAAACAAUUGCCUCUGCGAAUCGGCGACCGGAGAAGGAUUUAGAAGUGGAGAUAUUGUUACUGUGGAAGUCAAAGAUGCUCUUGCAGCAUUUUCUGUAAACGAUGAGACUCUUGUAGAGAACAUUCAGAUCAAAAGCUGGCCUGUGAGAUUGGCAAUUCUGCUUGUGUUCAAGGGAGAUAGGGUGACGUUAUUGCAAGAAGAAAUCAUGGACGAGAAGCAAUAUGAACGAUGGAAGCACGAAAUCGAUAGAAGACUGAGGUGGGAAGAAAUGGAAAAACACAACAGGCGCGUGUUCUCAAAUAGCUUGAAACCAAACGCUGACUCCACUCCAAAGAUUCAACAAUUAGACCCCCAAACACCUCACAAGAAGGAUGCAGAAGGCAUGAUCGACCCGUCCAUCACAAUCACCUCAACUCCAGUUAUGGAACAUUUCUCUUCUCGUCAGCUCAACCAAGACAUCAUGAAGUUUGAUAAGGAAAUGUCUGCCACAGAGGAUGUGGAGCUAGAAUUGGAGGAGGAGAGUCCUAUGGAACUGGUACUCCCCGGCAACGAUGACUCCGACUCGAUGUCAGCGUCGGAGUUGUCUGCAAGAGACAACAACAAUGAUCAUUUCUUUGAGUCAAAGAAUCUAUUUGACACGAGUGCCCGUCCCGAAAUAUCCCAGCACGAGGCUGCAUAUCAGCCUCCGAUGCAGACUCCCAUGCAGACUCCCAUGCAGACUCCCAUGCAGACUCCCAUGCCUGUCCGAGCGGAUCCUCCGAUGACAGCUGGUUGCUCGAGUCGCAAAGAGUCGCAGACAGAGGAGGACGAAAGUCAGGGGUGCUUUGUAGUUGAUGUUCCGUCCAUGGAACAGACGGCCGUGAAGGCAAAGAUUGAAACAGAGCGACCUUGCAGAGAGAAAACAGAGAUGAAAAGCAAUGGAAGCCAAGGAAAUCGAUGCUGUCUCGUGCAAUGA
Molecule: messenger RNA, 1272 nt
Organism: Guillardia theta CCMP2712
Lineage: Eukaryota; Cryptophyceae; Pyrenomonadales; Geminigeraceae
Exons: 18
Coding region: 1-1272 (423 amino acids)
Source: RefSeq, a predicted model, not a curated record